AUGGCUACUUCCUCUUUGUCACGGAUUAUCUUGUUGCGACAAAGAGGGCUUGUAGCGUCGAGGGAGGUCGGCUGCAAACGGCCAAGGAAACAAUGCGCCCGAGCUCUAAACAAAGAAAACCAUGACAUCCCCAACGCAGUCGCAUGGAAUCCAUCUCCAGGCUUCUCGAUAGCUCUCAGGAUUAUACAGGUUCUGGAAAUCACCAUGACGGAAAGACACUACGACCCCAAGCCGCUCCGGGAGCGGCGCCGCCACGUCGGCUUCGCCCCCGACGACAUUGAUGACAAAGACGAAGAGCCCAUCGAGAAACAAGAGCUGGACCUGCCAGAAGAGGGACCAGAAGAUUCCAGGAGACUGAAACUAUACCUCCUCUUCGCGAUCAUGCUCGCGAUCGUGGGCUUCUGGCUCAGGGUCGACUAUGCGCUGGCCAACAGCAGCCAGACCCCGGUCGUCUGCUACCUUCCCCACUGGCCUCGACCGGAGAAGUGUUCUGAAGCAGGAGCGGCGCGGAACAUGCGGGAGCUGUUCCAAAGCGGGUUUGCCCGUUGGAGAGCAGCUGGGCGAUCUUCGAGAUCUAGCGGGACGACAGUCACGUCGAUACAUCGCGUCGCUCGCGGCCUCGAGUACGUCGAUUUGGUUCGGAAGAUCCAUCAGGUCGCAGUUGACAAUUAUCUGGUGACGGAACUGCUGAAAGGCGGUUUUGAUAAUGGCGAUGACUUCGUUUGGCAGUGGUCUUUAGCAGGCCGGAGAGCAGGGGGAUUGUCCGAACCGAACAUGAUAGAGCUCCGUGUGAAAUUCCACAAGCUGCGCUCAAACCUGCCCGAUCAAUUCGCCCAACUCAUUUCCAACAGCGAGUACAUGGCAACCAAAUCGCUGCAGUAUACUGCACAGCUAGAUUUCCACGCACAGGAUUUUGGGAGGAAAGAUCGUGUGUAUGGAAGCCGCAGAGUCGGAACUAAAGCAGAGAACGACAUUGCGAACGCGGUUCACGACAUCUUCGCAAUGAUAGAGCCGCGGGCCCACGCCCUCCGACGUACCAUCGACAGAAUGCUCCCAGCGAUUGCGCAGAUGGACCUUAUCCUGAGCACGCUCGCACAUCCCCAAGGCGGCCGUCCACACAAACCAGACAUGCACGCACUCCAGGAUGAGGAUCUGUGGCGGAGGAAUCUCCAGCCGUACAUGAAGGACAGGCUCGACGCGUUCAACUGUUCAGAGAUUGCCGAGUAUGUGGGUGCCGUUGCGCGGGCGCGCAAAGCUGUGGAAGUGUCGAGGGAGCUGCUCGGAGAGUAUGAGAUUGCGACGAGGCUCUUCCUGAUUCCGCACGGCUCGUUGAUCCUGGAAGGGACGAAUGUGGACGCGGAGUUGCAGAAGUGGAUCAAGUCCAUGCGAUACUCUGUGGCUGAGUGGCGAGAGAACUUUCGGCCGCUGUCAGAAAAGAACUUUCGAACGAUUGCGGGCGUGCAAUAG
Messenger RNA from Drepanopeziza brunnea f. sp. 'multigermtubi' MB_m1, 1467 nucleotides. RefSeq lists its product as uncharacterized. Lineage: Eukaryota; Fungi; Ascomycota; Leotiomycetes; Helotiales; Drepanopezizaceae. The record is from RefSeq and is a predicted model, not a curated record.